AUGUUUCUUCGAAAUCCAAACAUCAAGGCUGAUAGAAGUAUUAAAAGAAAAGCGAUCAACUUUGUGCUUCUAGAUGGGGAUCUAUACAGAAAAGGGUUAGAAGAUGGGCUCUUACUACAAUGCAUAAGCAAGGAGGAAUCACUUCAGGUUAUGGCCGAGGUACAUGAGGGCAGCUGUGGGGCUCGCCAAGCUGGGAUUAAAAUGAGAUGGUUGAUUCGCAGAUUUGGGAUUCCAGAAACACUUGUUUCAGACAAUGCAACAGUAUUUAGGGCAACUGAUGUACUACAAUUCGGCCACAACAUGAAUAUUCAUAUGUCAGCCUCUACGCCAUACUAUGCUCAAGCAAAUGGCCAGGCCGAAUCAUCAAACAAAAUUUUAAUAGAGAUCAUUGAAAAAAUGAUCAAAGAUAAGCCAAGAAGGUGGCAUGAGACUUUGUCUGAAGCUUUAUGGGCUUAUAGGAACUCAAAAAGAAUAGGCACAGGAGUUACACCAUACAUGUUAACUUAUGGUCAUGAUGUUGUUCUGCCUAUGGAGAUGAAGGUUAAAUCAGCCAGAGUUGCUUUUCAAAAUAAUCUAACUCCAGCUGAUUAUACUCAAGCAAUGUUGGUAGAAUUGGAAGAUUUGGAUGAAGUUAGAAGGGAUGCCUUGGAUCAUAUCAUAGCUCACAAGAAGAAGGUGAUGAGGAUCCACAACAAGAGGGUAAAACCUAAGUCUUUUGCUGAAGAAGAUUUGGUUUGGAAAGUUGUUUUGCCAGUGGGUAAAGUCGAUAGGAAAUAUGGGAAGUGGUCCCAAAAAUGGGAAGGGCCAUACUUAGUCCAUCAAGUCUUAAGUGGAGGAGCAUAUAGGCUGAAGUAUUUCAGUGGCCGAUUACAUGACUAUCCCAUUAAUGGCAAGUACCUCAAGAGGUACGUACCGGCAAUCUUUGAAAGGGAAAAUUAG
This is a messenger RNA of Cornus florida, 939 nucleotides long. RefSeq lists its product as uncharacterized. NCBI's taxonomy places the organism in Eukaryota, Viridiplantae, Streptophyta, Magnoliopsida, Cornales, Cornaceae. Gene Ontology annotation, molecular function: nucleic acid binding. Gene Ontology annotation, biological process: DNA integration. The coding region runs from base 1 to 939 and encodes 312 amino acids. The transcript has 2 exons. The record is from RefSeq and is a predicted model, not a curated record.